Mixia osmundae IAM 14324 is the source of this 507-nucleotide messenger RNA. RefSeq lists its product as uncharacterized. The transcript is spliced from 3 exons. Bases 1 to 507 code for a protein of 168 amino acids. Lineage: Eukaryota; Fungi; Basidiomycota; Mixiomycetes; Mixiales; Mixiaceae. The record is from RefSeq and is a predicted model, not a curated record.
AUGCGCUCGAUAGCCUUGCUGCUGAUCGUGCUCAUCGCGGCCGCCUUCAGCGCUGCUGUUCCAGCGUCCGCCAAUCAAGCUGUAGUCGAGUCCGGCAAACAUGUCGUUGCCCGCGAUGGCUCACUCGGUCCUGUGCAAGACUUCGUACUGAUGCUUCAUGACACCGCUUCCACGGUCGUCCUGAAAGUCGACUUUACAGUCCAGUUGGGCCCGGGUCUUACUUGGUACAAGAUUGGCGAUGGGUUCGAUAUGAAGCAGUCAGGCAAGGAAAUAUCAGCCGAUGGCAAACGUUCCGAGCAGUGCUUGACAUUCAGCGAGGGUGUCAAGAGUGUGACGAUCUGUCUUCGCGCAACGAUCGGGGCUUUGGCCUACCAAAGCUGGUAUUUACAAGGUUUCUACACGCCUUCGACCGGAUCAGACUGGACAAAGAUGGUCAAUCCUACCCUAUUGCUUGACGGCAAAUCGCUCUGGCGAGACUUUGAUCCCUUUUCAAAGGUCUCUCCUUAA